AUGCACCUGGGCAUACUUCAUCUGACCCAACUCGUCAGUGUCCCCGCCGACGUCUCUUCUGACGACACCUCAACUGCAUUCAUUUGGCGAGCUGCUACACAUGUCCGUCUCCCGCGCCUCGAUCCGUCGAUCCGAUCAACGAUAGCCAGUGCCGUGGAUACCAAUACAAAUAAGCGCGUACUGCACCUCUUUCCUCCAUUCAACGCUCGAGGAACCACUUGGGAACAAUUCGUUACAGCGCGCUCGGCUGUAGAUCCUAAAACGUCACGUUUGGAAUUCUCUGCCCGUGCCAUCGCCAUGUAUCUCAACCGCACGCCGAAUAAGGCUACUUUCUCUGUCACUGCUAAAUGUCAUACUUCGUUCCUGGGCGAAGCUGAAGAAAAUGGGCUUGAAUUUAAACUGGGAUUGGGUACACCACAGGCAGUUCGACGACUGCAGUUCCAGACCCUCGAGGGAUUGGCUUUUCUGAUGCGUAGAACGCUUCAGGAUGGGAUUGAAGCUGCAAUCUGUCUUAGAGAUGAAGAUAUGGGAAGCAUGAGGGUAGACGCCGAGUUUGCCAAGUAUGCGAUGUACAUUGGGUGA
Molecule: messenger RNA, 582 nt
Organism: Penicillium antarcticum
Lineage: Eukaryota; Fungi; Ascomycota; Eurotiomycetes; Eurotiales; Aspergillaceae
Exons: 4
Coding region: 1-582 (193 amino acids)
Source: RefSeq, a predicted model, not a curated record